UGGUGAUGGGAAGCAGGGGUGCAAUGUCUAAAACACAAAUCUCUCCAUUUUAUUCAGUAUCCAGAACCUCCAGUGAACCUACACGUGGAUUGUGAGUGUUUAAACAGACAUAAAUCUGUACGAAUGUUUUCUUUGGGGACUAUUUUGUCUUAAAGCACCUUGCAUGCACCCCUCUGCCAUCACUGGAUUAGAAAAUAGAUGUUUUAGGCCAAUACAUCCAUCUCAAAAAUAUCAUACAUAUCUGAUAUCCAUCAGUAUAUUCAUAACCAUUUCAUAGUUGUCUAUGAGGGAGCUCUUAAAGCCAUUCAAUUAAUCAGACGUCUGGUUCCUAUCACCAUCACUGAAUAGUUCAGACUGGAGCAACAUCAGACCCCUCAAACAAUUAAAAAAUUGGUAGAAUUUCCAAAUAAGAAUCUUUUCCUUGGUCUGCAAUACUAAGGUUAAAUAAUCCUCAAUAACAGUACAGGUGACUCUAUACAUGUUCCAACCUAACCUUAUAGCCAAUUAUGAUGUUCAGUAUUCAGAACUUCGAUAGAUUUCGAUUUAGACUUAUUUAAAAAUAUAAAAAAUGCUGUCCUAGGUUUUCAAGUCACUACUAAAAUGCAGUUUAGUCAGUAUGUAGAGGCUUAUUUUAGCUACACCCCUGCAUUUUAGAGCAGGAAAUGGCAUGGCAUCCCUGUCCUAAAUGACCACAUGAUGAGCAGCUACAUCACAUUGUUUUGAAGUGUGUCCCAAAGUCUGGAAAUCAGUGUGGAACAUGUGUAAGAAUUUCACAAUACUGGUGUCAUUUUGCAAUUGUGAAACCCGGUUCUUAUCUGAUCUGUUAUAUGACCUGCUAAAGAGUACAUUGAGAUAAAGCUAGUUGCUGUCAAUGUUAGCUACAGCUGGAAAAAAUUAGUACAUUCAAAAAGGUUCUCCACAAACUAGUAAUUGCACUAGUCCACUUUUUCAGAUCACAAACAUUUUUACAUUGUAGAUAAAAGUCAUGAAAAUGGAAAGAAUUUUGUCAACAUAGUCAACUUUACAGUGAUGGUUGAUCUGACAAACCGUUUUCAUUGUAUCAGCUCCACAUGGAGGACUUUCAGUUUCAGAAAUAGCUGGUUGGUUUGGUGUGUUUGUGGUCACUUACUGAAGAAUCAGCCUUUUCAUCAAAAACUGCCUUUUCAUCAAAAAACUGUUUCACUGCUUAGUAUUAGAGGCUGACUGCUGUGUUCUUUGUGAUUUGUUCAUUAUGUGCUUGGUUGGGAAUCGGAAAGUAUCUUUAUUGUCAUUUGGAAUAUAAAGAGAGAUCCAACUAAGACACGUAUAACAAUUUUAAAAGAUGGAGAAGCAGAUAGAAUAACAAAUGAUAGAAGGCACAUGGCACUUCUAGUAGUCUUGUUUGAGUUACCAUUGGUACUCCAUGGCUCUGGUAAAGUACCCUGGAGUCAAUGGUAAACUAACGUUGGGGUCAAUAAACAUUUGUGUAGAAAUAUCUAAUAGAGUACAGUAUACAUAGCUAUCAGGGUACAAUAGCAGCGUCUAAAUGGUGCAGUAAGUGAUUCUGGAGAACAAUUGUUGAUAUUUGAACCCCUCCCUCCAGUGCUACCUCAGAAGGUAAGCCUCUCAAAUUCAGGUGAAUGACACCGGGCUAGCAAACCCCUCAUCCCUUUUCAUCAACUCUUGAUGAAGCUGAAGUUAGUUUCUUAUUCGACAGUUUAUUUUUUUUAUUUUCCCAUUCCAUCUUAAAUGGUUGAACAGUUACAGUCUGUCACCUGAAAAUAGGACCAAGAAGCUGGCAAAUAGGAAGCCAUAUUCAGCCUUGUCAACUCUCUGAGGUCACCCUUGUUCAUAAAUGUCUCACAACAAUGUUAACACAACUCUCCCACCUUGCCUGAUCACGGAACAUUUUUCUUAAUAUUUGUUCUUCAGAUAGUCUCCUCUUUGGCUGUUUCUCAGCCAUUUUUCCUUCUGGACAAUGCAUAGAGUUCAACGCGUAGCUUGUGCCAGAUAUACAGUUGCCCCUCCCACUCUUCUUCCCCCGUGCUGUGCCUGAGCAUGAACCCCCUCUGUUGCUAAUUGGCUGGAAUAGUGUUGUGUGGCUCUUUCCUAACCAUUUUCUUUGUUUUCCAUUUACACAACCAGGGCUGUGUAUGAACCCAGCAUUUUAUUCCAGCAUGCACACACAGCAGACAGCUAGUGGACUUUUUCACUUAAUUUGACCAAAAGUGAAUUGGAUUAAAAUCACUUACUGCACCUUUAAUUAUGUGAAAAAUCAACUAGCAUUUUCCUGGUGUAAAUAGGCAGCAAACACACUACUAUGUAAAACUAAGCAACCCUUCUAUUGUUUAAUUUCUGGGCCAAAUGCUCUUUGAGUACAAGUUAUAAAAUUUUCAGUGUAGGUUAUAGAAGCGUGUAGUGAAACUUUGGACGUACCAGUGGGUCCUAGAAAUUUUAAGGGGCUUAUUUAAAAAAAACAAAAAAAAAACAUGAAAUCUGCAGGGCUGUUUUUUCCACACCUACAAAGUUCAGUCUUUAAAGUUGGUUGCAUUUUCUGCUCAUGCCUGAAACCCCUCCUCCUAAAUUCUCAUCUCUGCCCUUGGCUUCCUGUGACAAAGUUUUCGCAGUCAGCAUUUCCUUCCUGUUCCUGUGUCCCAUGUUCCAGUCCUACCACCAUCCAAAAACAGGGGUCUGGCACCCAGUCAGAAGCUGCCCAUAACUCUAGUCUCGGAGUUCUCAGAGUUCUCCCCUCCCUCAACCAGUCUCCCCUCAAUCAAGCACCAUUAUGUUGAAGGCAGCGUACGCUGAACUGCUUAUCUGAUGGUGACUGUUUUGGCGGUCUGACAGGUCUCACAUGGUGGUUAAGAGACACAUUUGCUCUGUAUCUUUUAAUCAAUUUUUGAAUUUCAGUUUUGGAAACUUUUGUUUUUUUCAUCAGUUUUGACUUUCUCUUCCUUAUGCAUGUGGAUUGUGUUCUAUCUAGUCUCCUUUCUGACCGGGAAGGUGACCCCUGAUAUUUGCACAGUUCUGUACAGUACAGAUAACCUGUUCUCUGAGCAUGAAAAGGAUUGAAUGAAGUAGGACGGAGUGAAGUAUAGAACAGAAUGGAAAAGGAAGCAGGUGAUGGUUCAGCAGGUUAAGUUUUAUGGGCUGAAUCAUUCAGCUGUCAUAUCACUUCCUCUGAUGACAGCAGGGGGCUGGCCCCAGCAGUUGUUUUGUACUGGUUGGAACAAACGUACCGGAGACUUAUUAAAGAGACGGGAGCGUGUUGCUGUUGUAUCUGGACUUAUGGAUUGUAAAACACACUGGACCACGCUGGACUAAACUGGAUUCAUACGUAUCAGGUGAAAUAUGGACUUUAACAUGCUUAUCCUGUUGUGUCUUUUCAAUGGACCGUUAUCAGCAUCAGAGUCUUUCUCUGAGUCACCUUUCUCACCCAGAGAUCUUGAGUGUGUGUUCAUGGCUCAUGCGAACGUCACCUGUCACUGGACUCCUGCUGUGAAUGCUCAACCUGAUACACACUACACCCUGCAAGUCAACCUGACAGGGUGGAAAAGUGAUCAAUGUACCUCGUCUCUGCCCCGCUGUUCUGUGCCUGUGAGCUCUCUCAACCGGAUAUACUGUAUUCAGGUCUUCGCGCACAGUGACCACCACCCAACGGUCAGCUCUGAUAUGCUAUGCCUGAACGGCACUGAUGCAGUGAAGCUGCCUCCACCUGAACAGUUCUGGCUGAUCGCGGAGAACGGGAGUCCACGGUGUCUGAGACUGCGCUGGUCUCCUCCAAAAAACUUCCCUUUAACCACUCAGAAGAUCAACAGCAGUUAUCUGCUGUAUCAACUGCAGAACAGCACAGCAGAUCAGAAUGGUAAGCCCCUGGAUGUGGAUCUGAGAGAGGAGCUGCAGUGUGUGUUCUUGCCCUGCACUCAGUACAGUUUGAAGAUGCGUUACCGCUACAACCACAACCUGAGCCACUGGAGCGACUGGAGUCCCACUACUACUAUCCACACUGACGUACAGGCACCAUCUUCAGUCCCACAGCUGUGGUGGACAGUUCAGCCAGCAGAUGCUGCAGGAUUUAGGCGUGUGACGUUACUAUGGAAGGCGGCACUGGAAACAGCAUGCACAGCAUGGUUCAGUGUGCAGUGUCCAGCAGCUGUGGAUUUGGGGGACUGUACUAACCUCAGCCUGGCCAACAGGUCCUGCCACCUGAUUGUCCCUCGAAACACCUGUAUUUGCACGUUCAGCAUGUUCAACUUUGCAGGCUCCGCCCCUCCGGCCUCUAUCACCAUAUCCAGCCAGUGGCAGACUGUGAAUAUUACAGAUCAGACAUCAUUGAUAUCGCUCCAAGUGACCUCACUGAAUGAUUCCAGUGUGGAAGUUCAGUGGAGAGCCAUGGAGUCUCCCACCAUCACUGGCUUUGUAGUAGAGUGGUGUAUUACAGAGAGCACUCAAUGUCAAAGGGACCCUCACUGGCACAGAGUGGGCAACAACACUAACAAAGUCAUUAUCACAGAGGGAGUGGAACCAAACACACCCUACUCUAUCAGUGUGAGAGCAGUGUAUGGAGUGAUGUCUGACCCUGGCUUAACAGUACUAGCUUAUAGCCGCCAAGCAGCACCCUCUGCUGGUCCAAAACUGUAUGUUGCAGAGAACAGCUGCUUAAAUGUGAUGCUCCGUUGGAGUCCAGUACCUUUGGCCCUUCGCAAUGGUUUUAUUACCAGAUACACCCUGCAUUAUCAGAAUGAGAACGAUCUCAUACGAGAGCUACACAUGCCUGUGGACUGGCAGCAGUACAAAUUCCUUGGUGUAUCUGGACAGUACAGGUUCUAUAUGAAAGCCCACACUGAAGCAGGGACGGGACCGGCUGGACCUGUUCUCACUGUGUUCUUAGGGCCAUGUACCUCCAUGCACAUUGCGCUGUUGAGUGGCUGUGUAUUCAUAGCAGGAUUCUCCAUACUGCUCUGUAUGUGCUGGAGAAUGAGAUGGAGGAUAAAGCAGAAUAUCUGGCCCAAGGUCCCUAACCCAGCUCUCAGCAGCCUUUCUGACUGGCUCUAACAACAGCUACACUGUUCAUGCCUUAACUGUCUGAUCGGAGUCGCAGGGGAUGUAACCAUCCACCAGGGGGCAGGUGACUAAAAGAAAGUCACAGUAAAUGUAAAUAACACUGUAUAUUAUGUUCAUAAAGAGAUUCUUAUAGGUGUAUUAUAGCAUUUCUCCCCACAAGAGUAUAUUUUGGGGGGGAUUUUUUGUCCUACAUUCUGUAGUUAAUAGAAAUACAAAGACAUUAAUCAUUAAUCCACAUCAUAUAAAAAGAAACAUUUACUUUUUGGAGGUGCAGUUGUCUUUCAAAGGGCUCUUAUGAUGAUUUUUUUUAUAUAUAAAUAAAUAACUUUGCAACUUUGUAAAAAAAAACUUUCAAAAUGUACCAUUCACUCCUCAAAUCAUACAAUCCUAUAUUGAAACUAAGCUGCAACACACAUGCAGGGUUUCCUUCCUUAAAUGCCACUUUUUUCAUGAUAUAUGUUUUGGGAGUGGGCUUCACACGUACAACAAAGAUCUACAUUGAUUAAUAAUGCCAAGUAUACCUUGUUUUUUUGAUAAAGUUUGUUAUAAGCCAGCUGUUCUUUUUUCCAGCUUUUUUUUAUUUACAAGUUAAUUUGAGACAUCAUGGAAUUAAGCUUUGCACAUAUUGACCAAUUAGGGCUACAUAUUUCUCUGGAUUCUCUGAAUCUUUUAGUGAUGUUAUGUACUGUAGAUCAUUAAAUCCCCAUUCUUUGCUAUUUUACGUUGAGAAAUAUUAUUCUUGAAUUUUUGCACUAUUUGCCUGUGCAGUCUUUUACAGAGUGGUGAACCCCUCCUCAGCCUUUCUUCUGAAAGACUCAGCCUCUCCGAGAUGCUCUUUUUAUACUCAGUCAUGUUGCUGACCUGUUGCUAAUUAACCUAGUUAGUUGUUGGAUGUUCCACCAGGUGUUUUUUAGCAUUACACAGCUUUACCAGUCUUUUGCAGCCCCUUUACCAAACGUUUUGAACUGUGUUGCUGGCAUCAGGGGUUUAAGGGUUUAAAUGAUUUGCACAUAAUUUUUUUUGUAUUGCAAAUUUGUAUUUUAUUUCUCUGGCUUAUAAUAAUGGCUGCUUUGUCAGCCAUUUCUGAGAAACGCGUCACCUCACGAUUCCUGGGCAGCUUCUGCUGAUGUCAACACUUGUGUUCACUUGGUCCCUCACCCUUCUGGGGGCUCAUCUAAGAAACUUCACUUAAGUCAAUAAAAGUAGAUGAUGCCAGAGAUUAAAGAUAAUACCAGGGAUCUCCCCAAGUGGAAUGGUAAGGCCAAGUGAAUGAAGACAUGUUUUAACUGGUAUUAAAACCAGAAAAUGAAAUCUUUUCAUAACAUAUUUAGAUACAGAUUAAAUACAGAUCAUUACAUAUAUCAGUCCUAAGGCACAGUAACAAAACCAGUGUAAUUAUAAAGGAUAAAGAGAGGUUGGAAGAUGGUCAUGUUAAGAUGAGAUAUGACCUUUUUUGGUACAUAAAAGUGUGCAAAGUGGACCCAAAGGAAGACAAAUAUAGGAUGACCUUCGCACAUUUACUGUGAUAGGAAACUGCUAAUUCAGACUGACCUGGUUUUUGAGUUGAGUAAAUUAUAGCUGGGUGUUGCAUAGGUGCUCCCUUGUUUUGAAAUAGUGAUGCCAUUUUAAUCUAAGUCUCCGCCCAGCCUUAUGUAGCAUGUAAAUAGCAUAUACUUUUAGAUGAAAAACAUUUCCAAAUCAAGUCCUGCCACACCAAAUGAUCACUUUGUUGAGGUGUGUUAUGUUCUUUGUUGGCUGAAUGAAAUGCUCCUGCUUUUUUAAGUAAGACUGUUUUGUUUUUUUUGUUUAGGGUGUGGGGGGUGGUCUCUAUUUGUGUCCCAGAGCGUCGCUUUCUUCAUUUGUUUGUGGUUUAAGGGCAGGAAGGGCGAUGCCAGUCACAGAGUGUUAUGGCCCUGCACAGUAUAAUGUCUUCAACACUGGAACACAUCAAUAUUCAACAAAUUUGAGCCUGAAUUAUCCCUGUGAUUUUACACUCAAUAGCUACAUCAUCAUCACGUUUCUGAGCAAAGUGCAAGGGAUACAAUGAAAUUUGCAAUUCUUUUACUAUUAAAAGAUUUUUAAGUCUUUAAAUUCAGUUUGAAGAAAACAAGCCACUGGGCAGCAAAACCUGCAAAAUUGUUUAUGUAUUUUCAAUGUAUUGUUUGAACUUGUGCAGGAAUUUGAUGGAAACAUUUUCUUUUUUUGUGAUUUUAGCUACCCUGCAGGUUGUUUCCAUCAAACUCUUUGUAGUUAUACAUUUCCUUUUAUGUAAUUUACUGCAAAAAAUAAAGGUUAUUUUGUAUUUUGUA
Molecule: messenger RNA, 7352 nt
Organism: Pygocentrus nattereri (red-bellied piranha)
Lineage: Eukaryota; Metazoa; Chordata; Actinopteri; Characiformes; Serrasalmidae
Product: interleukin-6 receptor subunit beta-like
Exons: 14
Coding region: 3331-5034 (567 amino acids)
Biological process (GO): cytokine-mediated signaling pathway
Cellular component (GO): external side of plasma membrane; signaling receptor complex
Molecular function (GO): granulocyte colony-stimulating factor binding; cytokine receptor activity
Source: RefSeq, a predicted model, not a curated record